This is a messenger RNA of Anopheles coustani, 13467 nucleotides long. RefSeq lists its product as uncharacterized. Gene Ontology annotation, biological process: positive regulation of DNA-templated transcription. NCBI's taxonomy places the organism in Eukaryota, Metazoa, Arthropoda, Insecta, Diptera, Culicidae. Gene Ontology annotation, cellular component: SWI/SNF complex. The transcript has 10 exons. The coding region runs from base 641 to 12640 and encodes 3999 amino acids. The record is from RefSeq and is a predicted model, not a curated record.
GUUAGCGAGUGGUCUGCGUGCUAAAAGUGCGUUCCGUGCGUGGCCGACGGUGCAAAGAAUGCGGUUUGUGUGAGAAAGUCCCGUUCGAAACGACAGCAGUGCGUGAAAAAUGUAGUGGAAAUGUGUGGAAAACGUACCCUAGUCCGAGCGCCAUCGAGAGCUGUAGUAGCAAAAGCAGAAGCAGCAACAGCAGCAGCAGCAGAAGCUGUAGCUCAUAGGCUCUUUUUCUUCGGCUCGUAAUCACGGCACCGCCGCGCGAUUCGUCUUCGUUGCUGCGUUCCGAUUUUCCGUGUUUUUGCUGCUACCGUGUGUGCGUAAAAGUGUGUUUGUGUGUGUAUGUGUGUGUGUGGUGUUGUGAAUAGUGAAAAAGCGGAACCGUUUUGUCGAAGGCUUGCAGAAAGUCCCGCGUCCCGUCGGGUGUUCCCUACACCGAAGGGCAACGAAACAAUUCCGUGGCAAUAGAGCCUGCAAAAGUAGCGCCGUCUCGUAAGAGCAGUAGAUGAAUGGUUACGUGGUUGUGUGGUGUGUACGUGCGCUAGUGCCGUGGUGUUGUGUCCCCGUUCUCUCGUGGGUGCAGUAGGUGCACCGAGAGGAAAGCGGGGUCGCCUUUCGCGUCCGUUCUUCCGAUACCCGUUCGCCAAUGAAUCGUCGGCAAUCAUUGGACAAGCCAGGUGAGCAGCAAGGUAUUUUGUCUCCUCCGGGUCCAUUUCUAACACCGAGCCCAUCGCCGUCGAUACCAGCGAGUCCUCGGCUGCAACCGUCACCAUCACAGUCACCAUUUUCGCAACAGCAGGACAUUCUACUGGUGACAAACAGCACCAUAAAUAAUGUGACUCAGGAGCAAGACCGGAAGACGGGUAUUGUUGGUCGUCGUCAGUCAUUCAGUCAGCAGCAGCAACAGCAGCAGUCCAGUAUCAUCCAGCAACAGCUCCACCAAGGACUGAGCAACAGCACCAGCCCCAAUGCCGGCACAGUGGUUUACCGUCCUAGUCCAACGCAGUCUCCUGCUGGCGCUACGACGUACACAACGCCCGGCAAUGAGUUUAACACGACACUAGUUGGUUCCAAUAACAUUUCACUCAAUAAGAAGGGACGCAAAUCGUCCUCGAUCAGUGGAAUCCAACAGCAGCAGCAGCAGCAGCCACAACAACACCUCCACCAUCAGUCACAUGCAGGCCAUGGACAUGGAACAUUGCCCCCCGCCAGUAGCCCGAAAGCGGCGAAAAAAGCAAUGCAACACCAUCAGCAGCAGCCGGCGUACCAGCAUCCGCACUCCCAGCAGCAGCACCAGCAACACCACGGAUCCGUCUCGUUCGUCGGCAGUCCCAUCGCAAGCCCCAGUCCGAUUUCCAGCCCGAACGGCUCAAUACUGGUCACGACCACCGGCGGGACGAAUGGUGGUGGUGGAGCGGCGGGGAGUAUCAUUGUGGGCAGUGCGACGACCAGUGGCAAUCCGGGUGGGCCGGCACAAUUGAGGCCACCGACGCCCCAGCCCAUCAUCCAGCAGUAUCCUGUAAUGGGCACCGGAAAUCAAAUAGUGCAAAUAUUUCAAGGUUCUCAGUUUAUCGCGCAAUCGCAAGCGGGCACGACGGCCACCGUGCAGCAUCUCGCGAAUCAACAGCAGCACCUUCAGCAGAGCGGUCGCCAUACAACGACGUUAGUGUCCCAGCCUAGCCCUCAGCAUCAACAGCAACAGCAGCACCAGCAGCAAUUAAACCAAACCAACGCUCAGCAGCAGCAGCAGCAGCAUAUACCGCUGCAAACGUUGCACGCAAUCCAGCAGUCCCCAUCGCAUCAGCAGCAAUUUGUCCAGCAGCAGAUCAUUGCGGCAUCCUCGGUCGCGCCCAGUGUGAUACCUUCGUCUGCUUCCACCACCGUCGUGACUUCCGCGGGUGGCCUAGUGAUCAGCGGGAAUGCCCUUCAAUCGCCUCCUCCUUCUGCGCCUGGCGGAGGCAUGGUGAAGCACCACAGCAAAGGACCCCAGCAGAUACUGCCGAAACCCGCCACGGGUUCCUCUACACCGUCGGGGUCUCCGUCGUCUUCGGCGUCAGCGCACCAGCAACAACAAAGUCCCCAGCAGGUGACGGCGUACGUCUCCAGCUACGGCACCACGCCAAUGGUGCACGGCACGACGAAGACGAUCGUUUCGCAGCCUAAAACAGUCACGUCCCUUUCCCUUCCGACCAUGGUGUCGCAGCUGCCGGCACAAAUACAGGUGUCCCAGUCGAACGCCGGCGGAACCAGUCAAGUUCACUUCACCACCACUGCACCCCAACCGACCGUGGCGGCCGUCACCGGUCAAACGGGACCCGGUCCACAGAUGGUUACCACGGCAACGCCACAACCCGCCGGAGGGCAGCAGCCGGGAGGGGCAGGCCAGACGGCCACGCCAACAGCGACCGCGCAAAACGGUUCCAUCAUUCUACCGACGGGUAAUAUCAACGCACAGCCCCUCCUCCUGAACCAGAUGCCGGUGCUGGUACAACAGAAUACACCGCAAGGUGUGCAGCUGAUACUGCGCCCCCCGACACCCCAGAUCGCAACACCGAGCCUGGUGAUACACAAUACGCGACCACAGCAACUGCAGCAAUCGCAUCAGCCCCAGCAGGUGCUACGGAUACUGAACACCAAUGGGACGAUGCAGCUGGCACCGACGUUUAUCGUGUCGUCCCAGGGCAACCUGGUGCAGCAGAACAUUCCCGGACUGAAGACGAAUCAGGGUGUACCGCUGACGCAGCUUCAGGGUUUGCAGGGACAGCGUCAACCGCAGCAGUUGACCGCCGCCAUCAACCAGCAUCUGCUGAGCCAGGGCGUGGCGCAAAUACAGAACCUGCAGCUGAACGGCAACCUCGCCCAGAUUCAGAUGCCCAACGGGUUAAACGGGCAGUUGCUGGCCACCUCGCUACCGGCCCAGUUCCAGCAAGCAAGCGUCGGUGGGUUCGGUAUACAGAACCAAAACAUUAACCUCAACCAGCUGGGCAGUGUGAAUCUGCAGCUCGCGGCAACACCCGGCGGUGCAACAUUCGUGUCCCCGUCAUCCACACCGGGAGCAACGGCAGGCACGGGGCAGUCCGGCGAGAUAGUGGUUAGCGCUCAAAACAUUCAGUUUGCAACGGCACCCGGAGCGGCAGGUAAUGCCACCAUCACUGUGAACGCGCAAGGUCAGCACCAGCAACAGCAGCAGCAUCAUCAACAACAACAACAGCAACCACCGCAGCACCAUCAGCAGCAAGGAGGUCAACAGAUUUUGACCACCUCCUCGAUCGAUGGACAAAUACAGACCGCUCAAAUAAUUCCCACUGUAUCUGCGGAGGCCUUGCGGAACCACUCUGGAACGCCAAUCAUUACGACCGCAUCCGGCCAGCAGGUGAUCGUGACGGACGGUGGAAAAGGGCAGUUGCACACGCAAACUCUCUCGGGACAACAACAGCAAGCGCUGCUGUACAACCAUGCAGCCAUCCAGCAACAGCAGCUGCAACCCAACGCCACUCCCGUAACCUUGCAGCAGCCGAUGCAGCAACAAACGUCGCUUCCACCGGCAGCAGCAGCACCACAACCACCGAACCUAGUCGCGGCAACACGCAUCGAAGUGGACAAACCGAAGAAAGAACGACGUAGCAAGAAGAAGGUGAAACCUGUGCAACCACCCGUGGCGACGGCGGCACCGAUUAUCGUACAAUCGAGCGUUCCCAUCACGAGCCAAACCCCUGUCGUCAAUAGUGCUCCGGUGACGACGACGUCGAUGACGACAUCGACUACGUCCAACAACGCGGAGCGGCUUGCAUCACCACCGUCGCCGUACACAAACACGCACACCUCGACGGGGAAACUCGACCUGGCGAACCUGAUGAAGAUCUCCGGUAUCGGCAUCGAGGACGAUGAUUUUAUGGACACCGACGAACCGCCGCCAUUGUUGGCACCCGCCUCACACGGUCACGGUAGUGGAUCGGCUGUCGAUUAUCCUGCCAACAUUGUGAUACAACAGAACGAACAUACGACGACAACGAGCAAUAUCGUCAGUGGUGCAGUACCAACGCAUCCGCAGCAGCAGCAGCAGCAACACCAACCAAUUGGAACGAUAAAGGGAAUGAUGUCGCCUCCUCCACCACCCCAACCGGUUGUUCCUGCUAUUGCCACUCCAGCGCCACCAUUGGCCGCGCAGGUCCACAUACAAUCGCAACAGCAGCACAGUCAAACGAAUCCAUCAAAAGGCGGUGGAAACGGCAGUGAUAUUAUGAUAACGAUCCCAAGUGGGGCCAGUGGUUCGGGAAAUGCCGAAAUUCCCUAUACUAUUUCGAUACCCACAUCCGGCUUGGAAGCAUCCCGCACGGGCAAGGUUUCCACCAGUGCUAGCAAUAAUCAACUGGGCCAAACGCCUAGUACUCCUGGAGCGACGACGGUGCAAGAAGGACAACCGUCAUUCAUGAUCACCAUCGAUCCGUCGAACGAUCCCAGUUCGGGCCAGGCAUCGUACACGGUUUCUUUGCCACGCUUUGGUACCGGCGCUGGUGGUGAGGAAUCGUCGAAAAUCGUCAACGUAGCCACCGUUGCACCGACGACGACCGUCCAGGUACCAUGCAGUAGUAGUACGAGCACGUCACCGAUGGCCUCUAGCACCACCACGACCACAAUGCACCAGAGCAAUACGAUUUGCGUGAACAGCCUGAUGAACAAUGUGCUGAACAACACGCAGGUUACGCCGACUCUGCAAAGUCAGAUCAACGAGAUUCAAAAUCAGUUGAUGGCCGAAGCUCAACCGCAUCUCGUUUCCUCCUCUUCUUCGACGGUUGCCACGACAAUGCAGCAGCACUCCCGUCUAGUGAGCUCGGUUGCGUCGAUCACUUCAACACCAUCCGUUACACCGUCUUCGCUAGCGACAGCAACGUCUACUUCAAUUGUGAUAUCACCAAGCAAUAAGAUUUCGCCGGUUGCUUCUUCCGCGUCGAAGAAAAAAGCUGGAGGCGCUGGUACGGGUGGCAGCGGUGGACCCGCUGGCACUGGCGCCAACGUAGGCGGUAGCAAGAAAAAUGGAAAGAAGCUCGAGAAAACGUUCGACUUUAUCGGCACGGCCAGUGCGGUACCGACGCAGAUCGGCAAUAUUCAAAUUUCCCAGAUCGACGGUACGGCGGUAAACAACAACAAGGUGGCCAAGAACAGUACCAUAAACAACCAAAUACAAAUUACACCGAUCAUCGACAACAAGGUGAUGGUUUCGCAGGCACCGCCGAUGCUCGGUACAACCGGAAGCGGACAGUAUCAGCAGGUGGUCACUAGCCAAUCGCAGCCCUCAAUCACGAUACAAAGCCAACUUCAGCUAGCAACCCAGCAGCAACCGAACCAAACGGUCCUCACAUCAUUGGCCAGUGGGGUCGUUCACCAACAGCAUAGUGUGCAGGCCAUUCCCACGUCGGUGCAAUCGAACGUUAUCGGCGCUGGUAGUGGUGGUGGUGGUGGAGUCGUUUUUACCACCCAUCAACAGCAACCAUCGGUUGUUGUAACGCCGACAAUGCAAACAAAUCAAACGUCUAUCAUCCAACAACAACAACAACAACAAUUACCACCCCCUCCACCACCGGUGACUUCAGCACAAAGCAUUCUUUCGCAGCUGACAGGAAGUCUUAGCUUAUCGCUGGUUGAGAAUGGACAGUUGAUACUGAAGCAUGACAUAAAUCAACCCCAAACACCAGAAUCGCAGACUAUCCUGCAAGCCAUUCUUUCCGGUGCACUGGGCAACAUUACGUUGGUAAAUGAACCAUCCAAACUACCAUUACCGACGAAUGCGGCCGCUAUAGGUACUGUUCAAUCCCAGCAACAGCAACAGCAGCAGCAGCAGCAGCAGCAAGUACAAGUGACGGCCACACCGCAUGGCGUUCAACAGAGUUCGCAAGGUCAUCAGAUUGUAGUGACAGCACAGCCCCCGCAGCAACAUAACAAAUCCGUCGCUGCCGUGAGCGGACAGAUACAACAUCAAAAAAGUCAAGGAGGUGCUACGGUGACAAUACAGACGGGACAGCAUCAGCUACAUCAGCAGCAACAACUACAGCAACAGCAACAGCAACAGCAACAGCAGCAACACCAGCAGCAGGUUCAACAGCAAAAUCAACUUAUGCAGCAACAGCAAUUUAACAGUAUGACACCUGUGUUUAGCUCGCAAGCAGCAGGUUCACAACAGCCGACAACAGCCCAGCAGCAAUCCAUUGGUGGAAACAUUCAAAGCAAUUUGGUUCAAUCGCAGCAACCGAUGCUGCAACAGCCAGGAUCUACGUUGAAGGAUGGACGAAAGCCGGAAACGGUGAUUGAACCGGUUAUGGGUCAACAACAACAACAACAGCUUCAAUCGCAGCAAGCGCCUACACAAAUACAAACACAACAGCAUCUACAACAACAACAACAGCAGCAGCAGCAGGUGUUGCAGCAGCAUCAACAACAUCACACUGUUGUAAUGAAUCCAAAUACUCCGAAGCUGGUAGAGCUGCCAAAGGUUGGACCAAACCAGCAAUUGUUUUCGCUCAACACGCUGACUAAUCAAAUCACGCAACUCAACCCAGGCCAAACGACGGCCGCCCUCGGACCGAUGGAGCGUGUGCUGAUUGUCCCAACCGGUAUAAACGCGCAGCAGCUGGCGCAAUGUUUGAUGCAGGGACAGAUCCACUUCAACAAUGUCGGACAGGUGACACAGUCCAGCGAAACGAGACCGACCCCUACACUGUCGCAAUCGCAAUCACAACCACCGGCACUUUCGUCGACGACAACCGGAGUGCCCACCAAGGGUACGACGACUCCUCAAAUGAUGACCCAACAACAGCAGCAGAUGGCUAAGAGCCAGGCAACAAAGUCUCAGCAAAUUAUAACUAACCCCGGUGGUAACGUAAUCGGUACGAAGGUAUUAAACAAUGCGGUCAAUGUAACGAAUAACACGGCGGUGGUCACUAAGGAAAAGCCCAAACGAAAUCGCUCGAAGAAGCAGGACAAACCGGUUCCGUCUGCAGUGCCGCCAAAGGCAGCUAUCGUAAAGGUAAACUCGGUCUCCAGUGGGCUGCCACCGAGUGUAGUCCUACAACCUGGUCAGCAUGCGCAGCCGAUCCUGGCCGAGGAUGGUACCAAGAUUGGGACAAAAAUUGUAGGGACGGUAAAUCCAAACAAUUUUGUUUCCAACAGCCAGCCACAACAACACCAGCAUCAGCAGAAUCUGGUACAACAGCAAACCCAGCCACUGGUAGCGCAAGUCCACCCGCAGCAGCAUCAAACCACGAAAACGCCGUCAACAUCGGUAUCAACAAUGGUAACCAAGGGCCAAGCCAUCGGCACAACAAACGUCGUGUCGGCCAUCGGAAGCAAUACGACGAGCAGCAUAACGGUAACGGCGGCGGUCAAAAAGAAUCGUGUCAACGUCUCUCAACAGCAACAACAGCAGCAGACUACAAUUCAGGUUCAGCCUCAAAAACAGCAGAUGCCCCCAUUGGUCAGUGUUAAUUCCGUCGUACCAAGCCCGGCUUCCAUUAGCAGUAGCAGCAGCAGCGGCAGCACAACAACGGCUGCCACCGGGACACCGACCGUUGUGCAGCGGGUCCAAACGAUUCAGCUGACGCCGCAGAAACAGCAACACCUUAAAAACGUGCAACAACAGAUUCAGCAGCUGUCGACAAAGUUGCAGAACAAAAACUUGCUCUCCUCGUUGAUGAUUCCGACCGAGUUCGACCCGGCCAACCCGAUCCACGGGAAACCGUUGCCCACGGUCAAAAACCUGAACGCAAUGUCCGACAAAGAUAUCUGCCAGGUGCUGCAGCGGCUGUUUAUGGAACAGCAGAAAAUUCUCUCAACGGGAAAAAUUAUUCCCACCAUUCCCGCCGGGCACGCUUUCGGGGGUGCCGGGGUCAACGCGAAUACCUCGCAACAGCCCGUUCCACCUCCACCGACACCGAUCGUCAUCCAAGGUGCGAGCAAUACGACGGAUCCACCGAAACCACCGCCACAUGCCAUCAUAUCGCCCAUCACGGUGACACCGACCGGCAACGGGGGAAGUGGUACGGUAGCGGCCUUCCAACCCGGUGCCGGCGCUUCGGGUGGGCAGAAUCAACAGAUCGCCGUGGGAAAGCACGAGCUAUUGCUGCCCAUUUCUUCGACCGCAGGUGGCUCUACCAUGAGCGUCCUCUCGUCGUCUGGCCCAAUGAUCUCGAGUGUUGCCCCAACGGUUGCCCACUCCUCAAUGUCGAUUACGAUUACCAGCAGCACCGUACCGAUUCAGAGUGGGACCGGUGUGAACGCACAGAAACCUUUCGGAGCGGCGUCCGCGAUCGGUGGGAGUAGUAAGCAAACGACGACAAUCAUCCCGAUCACCUCGACGCUCCAACCACUUCCACCAUCACCGGUUUCGGCACAGCCAGGAGCAGUAAAGUCAGGACCGGGUCAACCGUCGACGUCGGUGGCGAACAGUGGCACCACAACUACCACGAUCAUGAAUAACGUCGUUGGGAUGAAAAGUCAACCGACAGCUAGUAUCGUUCCGCAGCAUCAGAUUGUGGUGAACAGUAAAAACGUUGGCACCCUAUCGGUCACUGGGCAAACGCAAGGCGGAGCCGGUUCCGUCAUGCCACCCUUGCAUACACUUGUGCCCACGCAACAGAAUUCCGGCAACAGUACCAACACCGGUGCUCUGUCGAAUAAAGUUGAUGGAAAUGGAACUUCGGCAACGAUACUCAACCAUCAUCACAAUAGUCAACUGAUGGCCACACCACCACUGGCCACCACCCAUCGCUCUAAUACCCCCGUACCACCGCCACUAGUUCCUACGGCGAUGUCAACUGCAAGUGGACAGCUGAAAUCAGUAUCGAGUGCAGGCAGUGGUGGGACGGCAAAUUCUUCGAUCGUGAUCGUUGGUGGCUCACAUGCUAUCCUGAGCGGCUCCCCGCAGUUGAUAGCCCAAACGGCGGCCAGAAUUCAGCAGCAGCAGCAGCAACAACAACAGCAGCUACAAGGGCAAGGAAAUACUAUCCUCAUUACCAACAAUGGUGCGAUUGUAUCCUCUUCGAUGACUGGAACAAUCUCAACGCCGAACGUAUCGUCAACCAGGACAGCGACAUCCUUAUCUUCCCCUUCGAUUAUGAUAUCUCCUCCCCCUUUGGUAGCAACCAAUAGCAGCAUCAAUAACACAUCCUUCACAGGCGGUGCCAGUUUCCAUCCUCUACCCAUUACCGGUACGAGUAGCAAUCUGGUUUCUUCGAUGUCGACGACAACGUCCACGACGACAACGGUCGCAGUGCCACAGAUUGCGACCCUAACAACGACGACGACUAACGCGAACGCGCUUUCGUCGGCCGUCGUAGCCGCUUCCGCGAUGACCAGCAACACUGGCACGCCGGCAGUAAUCAUCGCUGCUCCGGCGGGCACCUUGCCAUCGACACCGAUGACCUACAUAACGACCAACGUUCCGAACAGCCCUGCUGUCAAAGUGCCCCGUGCAAGUUUGUUUGAGAUUCAGAUACAGAAGGAUCAGGACGCCUGUACAAAACCGGACACCAACACGCCAUUCGGAAGCAAGCAGGAUGCAAUCAAGCGCCUCAUCCGCUAUCACUGCAUGUACGAGGAGCGCUGCGAGGAGAACGAGGAUGAGGAACUGCAGUUCGAGACCACCGCCGAGUGGUUUCCGGAGGCUUUUCGCACCAUGCUCAGUCGCUACAAGCGCCUAAUGAUCAACGAGUCGAUGCGCGAAGUGCGUACAUCGGAACUGAUGUUAGUGAACAAGCUGUUCAAAGCGGAUAUCACGCAGGAAAUAGAAGAAAUGCAAGAAUUGAUACGGGACAGAGAAAACGAAGGUGAUCCACCAACGACGGCAACAACGACGGGAAGCAACGUAGACGAAGUGAUCUGUGUUUCCUCUUCCGAUGAGGAGAAACCCAAACACGGCGAGGCUCACUACGUGGCAAGAGAUCACUCUCCGUUUCUACCCCUAACCCUAGCGGACGUAUCGAAUGGCAAGGAUUCGCAGGCGUACAGUCCGGGUGAUGCGACCUGUUUCAACCAUGGCCCGUCCACGGGAGGCAGCACAAACUCGAGCCUGGUGGCAGAGACAUUGCGAUCGUCGGUCCAACAGACUAUCAAAUACGGUAUGGUGGCAAGGGAAGAAUCCACCGGACAACAGCCACCGUUACAGUCGGCAUCGUCGUUGUCGUCAUCGGUUGUGUACGAAUCGUCGUCGGCGGCACCCGUAGCGAUCAACAGCAACCUUUCGUUCCAGGGCUCAUUCCAGCAGUCCUCUAGUGCCCAUUCACUGAUCGGCAAAACGCUGGAGGCUAGCUCCGGGCGCACAAUGCCAGUUGCACGGCCUUCAUCCGGUGGUGAUCCCUUGUUCAAGAAGCACGUCCCCACAAUGGUUGAAAGUUUUGACGAUAUCGAGAGCGAAAUAACACCAAGUUUCAUCAUGAAAAAAUGCGACGGCGGGGCGAUGGCGGAGGAGAAGAAAAGUGAACCAAUGGCACCUAGCUUCCAACCGGGUGCGGCGGUCGCUUCGACACCACCAACGUUGCGCUAUUUCAAUCAAGUGCACGCCACCCAAAAGGAUUCAGCGGGCUCAGAAACGAAACAGUUUGCGGAACGGAGUAGCGGUAGCCACUUGCUUCCAACGUCAAAUGACGUCCCACCGUUGGCGGCCAUGCCAAAAGCUGCUGUCGGGUCUUCCGUCCCUGCGGAGCACAACGAUACGUCGGAGCAUUACGACGAGUGGAUGUGCUUCCAGAAGGAUCUGAACUACUUCAGCGGCGCCGGUAGCGAUAAUGCCGUCGUUGAAGGUGGAGGCAUGCGAGCCGGGAGCAGUAACACCAACGCAACCGGUCGAAAGAAAACCCCCGAGGAGGAGAUCCACGAAAUGUUCCAUUCGAACGAUUCCAAAAGUGUGGAUAAACAGCUGGAGCAGCUGUUUAGUGGAUCGGUUGACGAUAAACAGAUUCAUCACCAACAGCACCAUCAUCAUUCUACCUCGAGGAUCGACUCACCGUUGGCCGAGUUCCUAAAUGCGCAUCAACAGCAGCAGCAGCAGCAGCAUCAACAGCAACACCAGCUACUAUCAGGCAACAGAGGAAGUGGGGACGAUACAGGUGUGACGUCGGCAAUAGGUGUCGGAUCCUCGAAAACUGUCGAAACGCGUCUCGAUGCGCUGUUCGGAUCGUUACAUCGUCAGGGUGAUAACUCUUCCCAGUCUGACGGUGGGUCGGUGUCCGCAUCGGUUGGUGUGAGCGAAAAAUCAGACGAACUGCUGGUGGGGACACGCAACAGUUGGACCUCUUCCGUUUUCCGAGAGGUAACGCAAGAAGAGGAAGCAUCCACGCACGAGUCCUUCUUGCACAAAACAUCGAACAGCUACGAAAUGAUGCAUCAGUCUCGCAGUGUCAUCAGCGGGACGCAGAAGCGCCUGUGGUCGGCCGCCACGACGAGCGAAAGUGGUGGAAGUGGUGGCCUACAUUCGGGUGCGCUCUAUCCCAACGUUUCGCCCACCUCGAGUCACCCGGGGGUGAACCCCAACAAACGACAGUGCCUUUCGCUGGGUCGCAACGAAGAUCAGCUUGCCGAUAGCGUUGAUCUGGUCGUCGGUGGUGACAAGCACGAUGAUCACCGAUGGCUGAUGGAAUGUACCGGCGACGAUCCUAUCACGACGACGACACCCCAAGGUAUCCGGCAGCCAACGCAAUCCGCCGCAGCAGCAAACCGGACAGCUAGGGUUGGCUCGAAUGGUUCCGCUCAAACAACCUCCGCCGCAGGGCUGGAUCCUCCCGCCGAGCUCCAUCCCCAUCAUCAUCACGGGGACGACGGAAGUGGUCGAGUACCGGUUGUGGUUAAUAGUAUCACGCGAAACUACAACGGUCCCGGUCCGACGAAAGAAGUUAGCUCCAUCGCGCUGCAGCUUCAAUCGGCGAGCAUGAGUUUGGAAGCGAACACGACGUUCCAGGAUCACCAACAGCAACAGCAACAACAGCAACAACAAGCCAUUCACGAUCUGCAGAUGAAUCACAUCACGUUCGAUGCGAUCACGGGCCACAAUUUCGAGGAAGACAUCAGCCGGCAGGUACAGAACGCGAUCGAUAGCAUACUGAAUCUGCAGGCAAACGAAACGGACGGAGCGUUGCACUAUUCGCUCGAUCAUUCCUUCCUGCCCGACAGCCCACUGUCGGCCGGUGGGCUCACCUCGCAUACCGCCCCAGCGACCUCACCCUGCUCGUCGCAUCAUGCGCUUUUGGAUGCGCCCAUUAUGAACCAGCAUCAUCAUCAGCAACAGCAGCUGCCAGCGGUGAAUCAAAACCAGUUGCAACAAUCAUCCCAGCAACAGCGACUGCAGCAACAACGCCAAGGUGGGGCGGCGUCCGUGUCGAUGGCCGCUGUACAGCAGGUGGCUGGUAUGAAGCGCAAGUAUCCGAACGAUUGCCCCUCGCCAAUGGUCGGCGUGUCGCCGGACGAUGGCAGUCCGAUGGGUCCGGGUAGCAGCGGUAGCAGCAACAGCAGCAACAGCACUAUCAGCAACCUCAGCAGUGCCACCUCCGGAAGCAGCAGUAGCAGCAGCAGCAGCACGGGAACCUUGCUCGGUGUUACCAAUCACCACUUUGGUGUGAACGCGAACGAUGCAGAUCCGAUGAAGACCAUCAUCAAAUCCUGACAACUUUCCAUCGUUGGCUAAACGGGCCACACCGCAUCGACCGGGUGUGUAUGAUCAUGAUCGUGGAUAGUUUGGAUGGUAUUUGUGUGUGUGCGAAAACACAUUUGACAUUGUGACGGCAUCUAGGGGUAAAUUUCAGUUCAGGAUAUGAGUGUUUUUAUUUUAGAGACACUUUGUUUUAAAAUCAUUUAAUUAAUUCCUUUGUUCGGAAGAAGCUCCAAGUUACUCCAAAGGAGGUGUGCAAUGUUUCCUGUAACCCAAAUGACGUACUUUUACAUAUUGCAAAAAUACUGCCACUUUUUAACGAAUUAUUUAAAAUCUUGUCCUCUCCGCUACCCGAUUGCUUUUACAGUCGCAUGGAGCUCAGUCAAUAACAUUUUAUUUCUUUACAAUAACAUGGAAGUUUUUUAAAAGGUUUAUUAGAAUGCCUCGUCUUCAUGGCCACUUCAUUCGUCAUCAUUUUGUAAGGCUUGUAGAUUUUUGUUCUACUCUUCGUAUUUCAUUCAGUCCAACCUCUGGCCACUAGUUAUCGGAUAAAAUAGGAGUCAAAGCACGCCAAAAACACCUUUUAACUAACCUUUCUAUCAAGAGCAGAUUUUUAUGUUUUAUUUUUCAGACAACUUGUGCAUAGUUUAUAAAUGCCGUAUUUUAUGGAUUAUAGUGCAAUAUUUUUGACCUAACAUUUGUUAAUUUAUGGAUGUAAACUAUAAACAUACCAUUGCUGCAUUCAUCGGGUGUAAUGUUCACAAUUUUACUAAUAGAAACGUUUCGGAACUUUUCCAAAUGCGAUUCCAAAAGAGGAGAAAAUAAAUAAUUUAAAUUUUUGA